AAAUUGUUUUCUUUACAUAAGCGCGACGCAGUACGUCAACUUGCGCGAUGACACUCUGUUGACGCGUAGUAAAAACAGCAUACCACUAUUGCUUGACAGUAAAAAACACGCACAACACUUUUGAUUCCAGGCAGUCAAUACCAAAAUUCUGAAGCAAUAACAAGGAGCAGCAGUAGAGCAAGGGGGGAUUAACGCAGUCAGAUACUUUUCGCAUAUUUCAGAGCUUACUCGUGUUGUUUCACGUUUUCACAUAUUUCUGCAAAUACAGAAACUUCGAAAUAAUAUUUUUCUGCACCUCACAGCUUUUAGAAUAUUGCUCAAUAUUGCACGUCUGAGCAGUGCUAUGUCCCGAACUGUAAAGCAAUUGAUAUCUCUACUAGUUCGCUACGGUUCGUUAUUGGUCUGCAGCGGUUUGAGAUAGUCAGUUGACAAUCUUCUUGAUCCUCCUACUGAUGGCCGAAUCGCAAAAGCAUGGCGUUACUCAGUAGACGAAUAUGGAGUACAUUAAUUUCGCAAAGCUGUGGUAUUUCAGGUGUGUCCCAUAAACAUUUCAAGUCUGUUUUGACAAAGCGAAAAGAACAUUUUAUCUCUGCUCGCUGGAAAUCGGAGAAGUCUCGUGUAGAACAAAAUAAUCAGGAAACGCGUACAGUAAAUAAUGAAUUGUCAGGAUUUUCAUCGUUUGAAGAAAUGAUUGAAACUCGACGUUCUGAAGCUCGAAAAAGCAUUGUUGUGCAAGUUCAUUCAGAACAGUCCUGCCCAGAACUGUAUUCUUACUGUUGUCAGUUUGGCACUGUUAAAUCCAUGCAUCACUACACAUUACCAGGCCCUUCUCAUUAUGUUAUUGUGGAAUUUGGCAAAGAAGCAGAUGUUUACAAUGUUCUUCACAAUAGUGGCCACCUUGAUACAAAUCAAAUUGUACCAGUUCGAUCACCAUUCCUUUGGUUUCGAAUUGGAAGAGGCAAAAUGAAGAUGGAAACUCCCUUGUCAAAAAUUCCACUUCUGGAGAUUGAUGGAAACAAUUCACCUUCAAAUGAUAAUUUGUACAGUUGGCUGCAUGCUGCAGAAUCUGUUUCUGAUCAAAUGCGUAUUCUACAUGAGGAAACUAGUCUCACAAGUUUGGGCUCACGUCUGAGGUUUCUUACAGCCCUUCAAAUUGAGCAAGCUCUAAGUGGCCCAUUCCCAAGAAUUAAAGCUUACCCGUUUGGCUCCACUGUCAAUAGCUUUGGUAAGAUGAACUGUGAUUUGGACUUGGUUUUAGAAUUGGACAAGGAAGAGGCUAGUUCUGAUUGCCGACUCAUCUUCCAUGCCAAAAAUUCAUUGACAAAUGGUCGCACUCAAGUUCAGCGACACAUGGAAACAAUUGGUGAUAUAUGUCAACUGUUCCUUCCUGGAUGUGCCAAUGUUCGGCGCAUUCUACAGGCACGCGUUCCUAUUGUCAAAUAUCGUCAAGAACUUACUGGUGUGGAGUGUGACUUGUCAAUGACAAAUAUGUCUGCUGUUUACAUGUCUGAACUUCUCUUUGUGCUGGGUUCAGUAGACAAACGUGUGCGUCCACUAGUACAAGCAGUACGGACAUGGGCUCGAGAUGUUGGACUCACAAACCCUACGCCAGGGCGCUGGAUCACCAAUUUUUCUUUGACUCUUUUGGUCUUGUUUUAUUUGCAACAAUCUUUGCCGCAUCCAGUGAUACCAACUUUCAACAAAUUGAUUUCCAUGGCAUCAGCUGCAGACAAAAUAAUCACUACAGAAGGAGUAAAUUGUACAUUUGUUCGAGACUUGAAAGCAGUAAAGAAGUAUAUGGACCGUCAGCCAAAGAACACAGACCUUCUGGAAGAUUUGCUUCUAAAAUUUUUUGAAUAUUAUUGUACUUUCGAUUUUGGUAGCCAUGCUAUUUCUCUUGCAACUGGGACUCCUAUUCCAAAACCAGAGCAUGCUGCUCUCUAUAUUGUGAAUCCACUGGAACGAGGUUUAAAUGUCAGCAAAAAUGUGAGCCUUGAGGAACUGGAGAGACUAAGAAUUGAGUUCAGAAAUGCUGCUUGGGCUUUAGAGUCAUACAUUAAGCAGCCUACUGGUGGAGGUGAACUAUGGGGCUUGGUUGCUAUUUGUCAGGCUCCAAAACUACAAGCAAAGGGAAAGAAUGUGUUCUACAUCCCACCCAAAUUAACAGAAAAACCAAGAAGGUUUAACGUGCAAGAACUAUUUGAAGAAGACUUAAAUGUGAAAGAUGUGCAUGAGAAAUGUAGUGUAAUGACCAAUUUGACUGAUUCCAUCCCUCAAGGAGUAGCAUCAAAUAAACAGUCUGAAGGGAAAGCAAUUGCGGAGUCAGUGUUGAUGGACAUAAAGACUCGCCCUGCACGGCGAAAAAAACGAUGAUUGGUGCUUCUUAGAAAAAUUUAAGUAUAUACAGUUUGUAUGAAAAUAAACAUUAGUUUUCAUUAUAUUAAAAUUUUAAAUAUUGUUUUCUAUUUUUCUGUUUAUGUGCACUUUAUUUAAUUACAAUGUUUGUGGGGCAGAGUUUAUGAAU
Gryllus bimaculatus (two-spotted cricket) is the source of this 2524-nucleotide messenger RNA. The record is from the annotation of a GenBank genome assembly. NCBI's taxonomy places the organism in Eukaryota, Metazoa, Arthropoda, Insecta, Orthoptera, Gryllidae.